Molecule: messenger RNA, 762 nt
Organism: Oikopleura dioica
Lineage: Eukaryota; Metazoa; Chordata; Appendicularia; Copelata; Oikopleuridae
Source: the annotation of a GenBank genome assembly
AUGAGAUUUUUGCUAUCAACUUUUUUCUUUUCUUCGUUUGCAGCAGUUUGUACGAUAGAAACAGCCAAAUACACAGUGAAUGCGAUUUUGGGCAAAGAUGGAGAGUGCGACUUUGAAAAUAGAGAAAUCGAAGAGAUCGUCGAUUACAGCUUUCCUAGUGGACUGACAUCCUUAAAUUUAAGAUUCAACAAAUUGACGAGCUUAAAUUUAACGCAAAUGGAGCUGAAACUUGAAAAACUCGAUGUCAGUUACAACGAACUCUCCUCCCUCGAUGAAGUCGACCUCUCAUCGCUAGAAUUUCUCGACGUAUCUUCCAACAACUUAACCUGCAUCGACUUUCAAGAGCUUCCGAAGAAUAUUCUUCUUCAUAAAAAUCCAAUAAGCUGCGAUUGGGAAACGCUGAAACCUUACUUUGAUUUUUCUCCCGAUCGAAGGAGCAGAAAAGGGAUCGAAUUUGUCUGUGAGACGCCUGAAGAACUCGCGGGAAGAUCGAUCAGUUCGUUGACAAAGCAAGAUAUUCAGGAUCUUUCAUCGAGUUGCAAAGAAAACGAAGAAGAUACCAUCAGUCCGGAUGAGUUCUGCAGCUACAUUGGAGUCAUUUUCGUGGGAAUAACCUGCACUCUUGUUUCGAUGACUGGUCUUUUCGCCUUCAUCACUUACCGAAAUCGCAACUCUCCGUUCUGGUCCCUCAUCGAUUCUUCCGACCAACCCGGCCUUUUCGACAUGAAUUACGAUGGCGAUAGAGACAGUUUGGCUCUGUAA